ACUACGUACGGGACAGGAGCCAGUCUAUACCGCGAACAGUAUACAAUCUGAAGUUAGCGCUGAACUGUGUGUGAAGAUCUGCUUUGAUCAACCCCGGCACAAUGUAAUGCAGGCGUUGUGACGGUCCCAGGGACGCUCACAACGGUUGCACGACAACAGAGAACAGGGCUCACGGACGGGUACUGUCAGCCAAGCACCAGUUUGCAUAUGUGCUUCUUGCUUUGUGAUCAUGUUCAAAGUUUCAAACCAAAAGGAGCAGCGAUUGAACAGGAAACCUGGUUGUCGGGAAGACGGCAAGCGCCACACAUGCAGAAUGAAUGGUAAAACUAAGAUCGCAAUCCUCGUUACUUUGGUUGUGGCUCUUUUGGGACUGGCAGUCAGUAAAUGGAACCUGAUAAGGGAGGGAGUCGGGCCGACUCAAGAUGGAGAAAACCCAUCCAUACCAGGGUGGUACAGAACGGGUGCUGUUGCCACGGAUGUGGGACUGUGUUCGAAGAUGGGACGGGAUAUCCUUAAACGUGGAGGUAGUGCUGUUGAUGCGUCCAUAACCAGCCUCCUCUGUGUGGGUGUGGUAAACGCUCACACCUCCGGUCUUGGAGGGGGCAUGUUUAUGCUCAUAUAUCACAAGAGUACAGGCAAGGCAGAUGCUCUGAUGGCUCGGGAGAGGGCGCCUGCAGCAGCUACAGUAAAUAUGACAAAGGUGGAUCGAUAUCUAGAUACAGCUGUGCCAGGUGAGUUAAGCGGUAUGUGGGAAGCGCACCAGCGUUACGGCUGCCUACCGUGGAGAGAACUGUUUCAGCCCGUGAUCCAGCUAGCAGAGGAGGGGUUCCCGGUCACCGAACAUAUAACAAGGGGAUUCCGGUUCAUUGACAAGAACAAGUACAUUCCCGACUUGGCACGAUAUCCACAUUACAAAGGGCUCAUGGCCAGGUACUUGGAUCCGGCAACCGCCCUUUGGAAAGUGGAGGGGGACAUCGCUUAUGCCCCGAGGUUAGCCCGAACGUUACGGGCUAUUGCUAUGAACGGAGCCAGCGAACUCUACUCCGGGGAAACCAGCCGCCUGCUUUUCCAGGAUGUACAGGAGAGAGGUGGGUUUUUGACAGCAGCUGAUUUAGAAAGCUACAGCGCAGAAUGGAGGGAGGCACCGGCUGUGUCUAUCGGCCGGGGGAUGACUGUACUAUCAACUCCGUCACCAUCCAGUGGGCCCCUGGUGCAAUUCAUUCUUAGCAUUGUAAAACAUCGUAAUAUGUCCUCGGCUGAUUUUGAGUCUGCCCCCGACAAGGCAAAGGUGUAUCACUGGUUCGUCGAAGCCUCAAAGUUUGCUUUCGCCUUGAAGCCGUACUUAGGAGACGUCGAAACUCUGGAACUUCAAAAGGUCUUGGAAAAGCUUCAAUCGGACGAGCACGCCCGGAGCAUCUUCUCACGGAUCCAGGAGGACGGAGUGACCUUCACCAACGCCUCUGACUACGGAGAGCUCGGCAGUAAUGGCGUCCAAGAAGGUGGCUCCACCUCUCACAUUAGUGUCGUGGACCAGUUUGGAAAUGCCGUGUCUGCUACGAGUUCCAUUAACAAGUAUUUUGCAAGUGGACUUUCAAGAAGGACGGGUAUGAUCUUGAACAACCAGAUGCUAGACUUCACUACCCCGGAAGACCAACCAGUAUCAUCGGCCAAUUACAUCGCCCCUGGCAAGAGGCCCUUUUCUGCCAUGGCGCCGAUGAUCGUCCUGAAUGAGAAUAAAGAAGCUGAGUUGAUUGUGGGCAGUUCUGGUAGCAGUGCAAUUAUAAAUAUCAACGCUUGGACAAUCUUACGUGCAAUAUUUACGGAUGCCAGUCUACAAGAAAUCAUCGAUGAAAGGCGGCUUAACCACGACCUGCAAUCAGAGAAUGCUAUUAUACACGAAAAAGGAUUCCCCCAAGAGGUAAUAGACAACUUAAAGGCCAUGGGUCACAAGACGAAGAUGAGACGAUACAUGUCGGUGGUUCAAGCCAUUCGGAGACUGGAUAACGGGUGGAUGGCCUAUAGUGACCCCCGAAAACAAGGCUACGCAGCUGGUUACUGACGUCCGUGUCGCGGUGCUAGUUACACCACAUACAACAUUUUUGAACCACUCUUCUCUUCUCGAAUUUCUUUGGUCGGUCUUAUUAGUUAGUACUUUAAAGUAAUAGAGUCGACAAAACAAACUGCUAUUGUGAAUGUCAAAUUUUUAUUAUGUCCUCUGAUCUAAUCAAAAAUAUUUAUUUGUAUGAGAUACAAAAAUGUGAGCAAGAUUAGAUUUUAAAAAGUUAUUCAGUCCUGGACAGGAUAUAUAGUGUAAUUAGUCCAUCUCAGAAAUUCUUCACAUUUACAGAAACCCAACUCAUUGCCUAGAG
Messenger RNA from Acanthaster planci (crown-of-thorns starfish), 2369 nucleotides. Its product is annotated as glutathione hydrolase 1 proenzyme-like. Gene Ontology annotation, molecular function: glutathione gamma-glutamate hydrolase. Gene Ontology annotation, biological process: glutathione catabolic process. NCBI's taxonomy places the organism in Eukaryota, Metazoa, Echinodermata, Asteroidea, Valvatida, Acanthasteridae. The record is from RefSeq and is a predicted model, not a curated record. Gene Ontology annotation, cellular component: plasma membrane.